AUGGGGCUGAUAAAAGAGCUUGAGGGAAUCAUGGGAGGAAACAGUGAGCAGCAGUCCACACAAAUCAUCUGGACGUCGUCCAGCAACGCCAAAAAGGGGUCAUUUGAUGCAAAUGAUAUUCAACAUCAACAUGGGUCAGAGCCCUACAGUUCUUCCAAAUACGCCUCAGACCUUGUCCGUGUGGCCAUCAAUGAUAGACUCAACCAUAAACAUAUAUAUUCGCACACGACGUGCCCAGGCUUAGUGAUGACCAAUCUGACGUAUGGAAUUUUACCGUCAUGGUUUUGGUACCUGGUCCUACCUCUCUUGUGGCUGUUACGGCUGUUCACGGGCAGCAUGACACAGUCUCCCUACAACGGCAGCGAGGCUCUGCUCUGGUUGUCUCUACAGGAACCUGAAAGUUUAGAUCCAUUAAUGAAAUAUCACAGUAGAGUGUCAAUACUGGGGAACAGAUACGUGGAAGCUGUUAAGAUGGACCUUACAAGAGCCUCAGCAAAGGAAACUUAUAAAAAAUUGUCAGAUUUAGAGAACGAAUAUAGGUCAAGGUAUAGUCAGUCAUCCAGUUAA
Molecule: messenger RNA, 567 nt
Organism: Liolophura sinensis
Lineage: Eukaryota; Metazoa; Mollusca; Polyplacophora; Chitonida; Chitonidae
Product: 3-keto-steroid reductase/17-beta-hydroxysteroid dehydrogenase 7-like
Exons: 7
Coding region: 1-567 (188 amino acids)
Biological process (GO): cholesterol biosynthetic process
Cellular component (GO): endoplasmic reticulum membrane
Molecular function (GO): 3-beta-hydroxysteroid 3-dehydrogenase (NADP+) activity
Source: RefSeq, a predicted model, not a curated record